Messenger RNA from Zymoseptoria tritici IPO323, 1985 nucleotides. RefSeq names its product high-affinity amino acid transporter. Bases 53 to 1780 code for a protein of 575 amino acids. The transcript has 6 exons. Gene Ontology annotation, cellular component: membrane. Lineage: Eukaryota; Fungi; Ascomycota; Dothideomycetes; Mycosphaerellales; Mycosphaerellaceae. Gene Ontology annotation, molecular function: amino acid transmembrane transporter activity. The record is from RefSeq and is a predicted model, not a curated record. Gene Ontology annotation, biological process: amino acid transmembrane transport.
UUCUUGGCCGUUUCUUGUCGCACUCGGCGACGUGCAGAGAGCUCUAUCCAACAUGUCGAUGCAAGUGGAAAGUGACGGUUACGACGAGAAGAAUGCCAACUUCAAAGACCAUGCUCGUGGGCGGCAGUUCUCGCUGCAGGGCGAUAACGCAGAUAUCGUGGAAGGAGACGUUCAAAACUUGCACCGGGGACUGAACGGCUUCCAUACCAGUAUGAUUGCCAUCGGUGGUGCAAUCGGAGCUGGUUUGUUCGUUGGUGCUGGUGGAGCUUUCGCCCAAGGAGGUCCAGCUUCCGUUCUCAUCGGAUUCAUCAUCAUUUCCGUGAUGAUAGUCUGCGUUAUGCAGGCUCUUGGUGAACUGGCGACACUUUAUCCCCAGAAUGGCGCAUUCACAGCGUACGUAAUACGCUUCAUCGACCCCAGCUGGGGAUUCGCUAUGGGCGUCAUUUACGCCAUUUCUUGGUUGACUGUUCUACCUUUCGAACUCACAGCCGCUGGUCUCACCAUUGAUUUCUGGAGGCCGGACAUCAAUAUCGGUGUUUGGAUUGCGGUAUUCCUCACGGCUAUGUUUGUCAUUCAGGCAUUCGGAGUGCGGGCAUAUGGCUGGACUGAGGUCGUUCUCAGCAUGAUCAAGGUCAUCACAAUCAUCGGCUUCUGCAUUUUUGCCAUCAUUAACAACGCUGGAGGUGUUCCCACCGAUCCUCGAGGAUACAUCGGCUUCGAAUACUGGCAGAACGGACUUGCUUUCCGCAACGGAUUUCACGGAUUCUGUUCCGUAUUUGUUACGGCGGCCUUCUCUUUCGCUGGUACUGAGCUUGUGGGUCUGACUGCUGCAGAGACCAAGAACCCAGAAAAGCAGCUGCCACGGGCUAUUCGCCAAACAGUCUUCCGAAUCGUCGUCUUCUACCUCCUAUCUCUACUCCUGGUCGGCACGCUGGUGCGAGCUGAUGACGAGAGGCUGCUUAACGCCGGCAACAGCAACACCAAGGACUCCAUCUUCGUCGUUGCCUUCCUCAAUGCUGGCGUCAAGGGCCUCCCUUCGGUCAUGAACGUGGUCAUCACUCUCUCGGUCAUCUCAGUCGCCAACUCAUGCACGUACGGAUCGACCCGAACUCUUCAGGCCCUGGCAGCGCGUGGAAUGUUGCCAAAGAUUCUUGCCUACGUCGAUAAGAAAGGCCGUCCCAUUCCGACUAUUCUCCUUCAACUCGCCUUCGCCAUGUUGGCAUUCGUCAACGAAUCCUCGAGUUCCGGCGGAGUCCUCUUCGGAUGGCUGUUGGCGUUGAGCGCAAUCGCCUAUUUCUUCGUCUGGGGAAGCAUCUGUCUGGCUCACAUCCGUUUCCGUAUGGCCUGGAAAGCAGCCGGACGAUCCAUCGAUGAGCUGCCGUACAAGGCAUCAAUGGGCGUUUGGGGAUCCUACCUUGGCUUGCUGUUGAACAUCGUCUGCUUGAUCGCCUCGAUCUACGUUGGCGUCUCACCGAUCACAGGCGAGCCUUUCUCAUUCGCUGUCAAGCCCUUCUUUCAGCAGAUCUUGGCCAUUCCGACGAUCUUCUUCUUCUACAUUUGCUACAAGAUCUUUGUGUUGAUCAAGGUUCCGGAACAGCGUCCGAUGUGGGUGCGCAUCUCUAAGAUCGACGUCUACGAGGGAUUGAGGGAGCGCCAAAAGGAGAUAUCUGGACCCAAUGUACCUGACAGCCAGCGCAAGUCGAGUAUCAUUGAGAAUCAGCAGAGGAAGAACUAUACGAUGGCUCAGCGAUUCAAGAUGGUCUUUACAGAUCUUCUUUGAACGCUGACGUGGGCUGGUGGGGCUGCGGGAGAGGGCGUACAGAAGUACUGGUCAGACGCAGAUCGAGCGUACUUAUCGAGAGGGCACAGGGCAUCACUUUUUCGGCUGAUGCUCGACCCGAUGAGAUUGCACGAACCUGCGCUGGACACAUACAUAGCGAAGUACGACUAGAGCUUCACGGCCAAAUUUAAUGACCAUUAACAAA